CGUAGGCGCGUGCGCACUACGCUCCUUGGAAACCAAAUUCGACAGCUCGGUGUCGAGACGCCGGUGUUGGCGAGUGGUUGGAGUUGUAGAAACUCAGCGGCAGUGAAAGAGGUCCGGUCGGCGACCGGACGAAUUCAGCAGCGGCUGGCGCAGUAAACGCGUGGCAGGCGGGAUGGGCCGGCGCCGGGCUCUGGAGCUGUACCGGGCCCCAUUCCCGUUGUACGCGCUUCAGGUCGACCCCGGCUCGGGGCUGCUCAUCGUAGCUGGCGGAGGAGGCGCCUCCAAGACUGGCAUAAAUAAUGGAGUGCAUUUUCUGCAGUUAGAGCAGAUUGACGGGUGCCUGAGUGCCUCUUUGCUGCACUCCCAUGACACAGAGACACGGGCCACCAUGAACCUGGCCCUGGCUGGUGACAUCCUAGCUGCGGGGCAAGAUGAGCACUGUCAGCUUCUGCGCUUCCAGGCCCAUCAGCAGAAGGGCAGCAAGGCAGAGAAGGCAGGUUCCAAGGAGCAGGGACCUCGACCAAGAAAGGGGGCAGCCCCAGCAAAGAAAAGGGGAGCUGAAACUCAGCGCGAGGAGUUAGAGCUCAAAGUAGAAAACCUGAAAGCAGUGCAGACAGACUUCGGCCUGCAGAAAGAUAUACUGCAGAAAGCUGUGUGUUUCAGCCCUGAUAAGACCCUGAUUGCCACUGGAGGGACAGAUGGCCACAUUCGUGUCUGGAAGGUACCCACCCUGGAGAAAGUUCUGGAGUUCAAAGCCCAUGAAGAUGAGAUCGAAGAUUUGGCUUUGGGGCCUGAUGGCAAGUUGGUAACCGUGGGCCGGGACCGUAAGGCCUUCGUCUGGCAGAAUGAUCAGCUGGUAACACAGCUGCACUGGCAAGAGAAUGGACCCAGCUUCUCCGACAUACCUUACCGCUACCGAUUCUGCAGGUUUGGGCAGAUUCCAGAUCAGCCUGCUGGGCUGCGACUCUUCACAGUGCAGAUCCCCCACAAGCACCUGCAGAAGAAGCGCCCGUCCUGCUACCUCACAGCCUGGGACGGUUCCACCUUCUUGCCUCUUCGCACUAAGUCCUGUGGCCACGAAAUCGUCUCCUGCCUCAAUGUCAGUGAAUCGGGCACCUUCCUAGGCCUGGGCAUGAUCACUGGCUCUGUUGCCAUCUACAUAGCUUUCUCUCUCCAGCGUCUCUAUUAUGUGAGAGAGUCUCAUAGCUUUGUGGUGACGAGUGUGGCCUUUCUCCCUGAGAAGAGUCGUGGAUCAGAGCUGCUUGGUUCCCACGAGACUGGCUUAGUCUCCGUGGCUGCCGACAGUCGUUGCCAGCUGCACCUGCUGCCCUCACGGCGCAGCAUUCCUGUGUGGCUGGUACUUUUACUAUGCGUUGGGCUUAUCUUCGUGACCAUUCUUCUGCUCCAGAGUGCCUUUCCAGGUUUCCUUUAGUUUUCCGGCUCUCUGGGAAUCGGGCCUGGACCGGCCAUCAUCUAGAGGGGACUGGAGGCCUAGAUUCCCAUUACUCACUCCAUUUGGGCCCACAACUGAAGAUGCCUCUGAUGAUGGGUACUACUUGCCUUUCUCAGUCAAAGCUUGGCUGUGGCCCUGCGUGACUCUGGGUCCUAGGAGCCCUACGUUCACCACCUGCAGAUCCACGCAGGACAGUGGUGUUUGAGUGCAGACCACACUACCUGCCUCCUCGUCUCUGCCCGUCAGAGGCUCCGAAGCUGAGCAUGUCCUCUGCAAACAUGUGAAGAUGCCCAAGAGCUUGGAGGCACUGCAUCCUUGCUGCAGAAACAAUCAGUUUCUCCUGCUGUCACACUCUUCACGUGAAGCCCCUGGCUUUUGCUGGGGCGCAAGGACUGGCCUGACACUUGCCAUUAUGACAUAGAGAGGCCAAAAAGAAGAAGACUCAGAUAGUCAUCUGUGGGUUCAGAUGGAUAGCACCAGGCCAGCCAGGCUAAAUAUGCAAUAAGUUCCCAAAUCCCUAUGCCAGACUUGAGGAAAGGGAAAAUAAACCUCAGCCUGUUAGGCAGGAAGGGUUGAUAUUUAAUAAAAAAGGGAAGACUGAAUUAAGCCCCCAA
This is a messenger RNA of Cavia porcellus (domestic guinea pig), 2067 nucleotides long. RefSeq names its product prolactin regulatory element binding (gene Preb). Gene Ontology annotation, biological process: protein secretion. The coding region runs from base 173 to 1432 and encodes 419 amino acids. Gene Ontology annotation, cellular component: endoplasmic reticulum membrane. Gene Ontology annotation, molecular function: guanyl-nucleotide exchange factor activity; protein binding; GTPase activator activity. NCBI's taxonomy places the organism in Eukaryota, Metazoa, Chordata, Mammalia, Rodentia, Caviidae. The transcript has 9 exons. The record is from RefSeq and is a predicted model, not a curated record.